Molecule: messenger RNA, 3872 nt
Organism: Equus caballus (horse)
Lineage: Eukaryota; Metazoa; Chordata; Mammalia; Perissodactyla; Equidae
Gene: SLC2A12
Product: solute carrier family 2 member 12
Biological process (GO): D-glucose transmembrane transport; circulatory system development
Cellular component (GO): membrane
Molecular function (GO): symporter activity
Source: RefSeq, a predicted model, not a curated record
GAAUAGCAACAGCCUGUGUCACCGAAAAGGGCAAAGCCUUCGGAAAUAGAAACAAAGUUGGUCACAAAUCACGCUGGCUUUGCCCGAAGUUUUUUUUCACCCUUCUUUAGCAUGCGACCAUGGGGAAAGUGACCACUCCUGCCCAUGGAGGCGGCCGGGGUGGCUCGGUGCCCAGGGAACGGCUGUAACUUCUGCGUGACCAUGGUACCUGUUGAAAACACGGAGGGCCCCAGUCUGCUGAACCUGAAGGGGAGAGCGGCGGAGACGGAUGGCAGCGACAGAGCCAGCGGCCGGCAUCCUCCCUGGGCGAGAGGUUGUGGCCUGUUCACCCUCCUGUCGGCUGUCACUGCUGCCGUCAGUGGCCUCCUCAUGGGCUAUGAACUUGGGCUCAUCUCCGGGGCUCUUCUCCAGAUACGGACCUUGUUGGCGCUGACCUGCCACGAGCAGGAAAUGGUGGUGAGCUCCCUGCUCAUCGGAGCCUUGCUGGCCUCGCUCACUGGAGGGGUCCUGAUUGACAGGUUUGGCAGAAGGGCUGCCAUCAUCCUGUCGUCCUGCCUCCUCGGGCUCGGAAGCCUGGUCCUGAUCCUCAGUCUGUCGUACCCCGUUCUUCUCGUGGGCCGCAUUGCUAUAGGGGUGUCCAUCUCCCUCUCUUCCAUCGCCACUUGUGUGUACAUCGCGGAGAUUGCCCCGCAGCACAGAAGAGGCCUUCUUGUGUCACUGAACGAGCUGAUGGUUGUCAUUGGCAUUCUGUUUGCCUACGUUUCCAAUUACGCCUUCGCCAGCGUUUCCCAGGGCUGGAAGUACAUGUUCGGCCUCGUCAUUCCCUUGGGAUUUCUACAGGCGAUCGCCAUGUACUUUCUUCCUCCGAGUCCCCGGUUUCUGGUGAUGAGAGGACACGAGGAAGCUGCUAGCCACGUUCUCAGGAGGUUGAGAGCCAUCUCAGAUACAACGGAGGAACUCACGGUGAUCAAGUCUUCCCUGAAAGAUGAAUAUCAGUACAGUUUUUGGGAUCUGUUUCGUUCCAAGGACAACAUGAGGACCCGAAUAAUGAUAGGCCUAACACUGGUGUUUUUUGUACAAAUCACCGGCCAGCCAAAUAUAUUAUUCUAUGCAUCGACUGUUUUGAAGUCCGUUGGCUUCCAAAGCAACGAGGCGGCUAGCCUCGCCUCCACUGGGGUCGGGGUUGUCAAGGUCAUCGGUACCAUCCCGCCCACUCUUUUUGUGGACCACGUGGGGAGCAAAACCUUCCUCUGUGUCGGGUCCUCUGUGAUGGCAGCUUCAUUGGUGACCAUGGGCAUCGUGAAUCUCCACAUCCACAUGAACGUCACCAGUAUCUGCAGAAGCCAUAGCCCUGUCAACCAGUCCGUGGAGGAGUCUGUGUUUUAUGGACCAGGGAACCUGUCAGCCAGCAAUGACAUUGUUAGAGAGCCCUUUAAGGAGAUCAUGUCCCCCAGCAGAAGCUCACCAAUGCCCACGAGAAAUGACAUGGACAAGAGAAGGGAGAUGACCUCCGCAUCCUUACCAAACGCUGGACUGAGCCAGACUGAACGCCAGCUAGUCACAGACCCAGAGGACGUCCCAGCUUUUUUGAAAUGGCUGUCCUUAGCCAGCUUGCUUGUUUAUGUUGCUGCUUUUUCAAUUGGUCUAGGACCAAUGCCCUGGCUGCUGCUGAGCGAGAUUUUUCCUGGUGGAAUUCGCGGACGAGCCAUUGCCUUAACUUCCAUCAUGAACUGGGGCAUCAACCUCCUCAUCUCUCUGACAUUUUUGACUGUGACGGAUCACAUUGGUCUGCCGUGGGUGUGCUUCUUCUAUACAAUCAUGAGUCUGGCGUCCCUGGCCUUUGUUGUUGUGUUUAUACCUCAGACAAAGGGAUGCUCUUUGGAACAAAUAUCGACGGAGCUGGCGAAAGCGAACUAUGUGAAAAACAACAUUUGUUUUAUGAGUCAUCACCAAGAGGAAUUAGUGCCCAAACAGCUUCAGGAGAGAAAACCCCAGGAGCAGCUCUCGGAGUGUAAAAGGCUGUGUGAGAGGGGACAAGCCGGGCAGCUUUCUCCAGAGACCUAACGCCCUGAGGACCUCACGGAGUUGAUGGAGGCUGAGAGCAGAGCGGAAGGGUGUCUCAGACCGCGCCUGUGCUCUCUCUUCAGUGGAAUGGAGCCAGUUUUAAAGAAACACCCUGAAAUUACAAAGACGAUCUUUAAUCUCCACCCACCCCUAAAAGGAACCACAAAAGGUAGACGAGGUACAGGGUCCCAAGUAACCUCUUUCUUACUCUGAGCAGGAUAGCAGGCCAAAAAAAUACCGGCUGGUGCAGUAUUUCCAGCCUUUUUCACAGAGCAGCUUGUGAAAGACUAUGAACUAGCGAUGCGAUCAACUUUUACUUGAGGUCUGUGUGGACAGAGGCCAGCUGCAGCUUCAUGACUCAGACACAGGAGUGUUCCAAACACGAGCGUCCCGGCUUUCGCCCACUAAGACGCUCCUUGCACGAGGUCUUGUGUAGAAAAGCAUCAGGAGGCAGUGUGGACAAUCGCACACCUUCUAGGUUAGGAUAGGCUCCUGGUGAGGAUCCUAGGUGAACUCCUCAUUACAGUUCAACGAGUAUGAAGAUGACACAGCUUAUUUUAUGAAUUAUGAACUACAAUGUAAUGCAAAAUAUCCUUUUAUGAAUUUCAUAUUAGUAUUAUAAAAUAUUAAAAGAAACAAUUCUGCAAACAGCAGAGAGAAAUAAGUAUUUCCCCAUCCAUUUUUAAAAAUAUGAAUAGAAAAGGCAAUUUCAAAAUCCUGGGACCAUAUUUAUUUAGAAAUAGCUGUUAGUAAACCAUUAAAAGAGGAGCAGGCCAUUAAGUUAUUUACAGAUCUCUAAGCAAUUAGGUUUAAGCUGUUAAAUGAAGCUUCUAAAAUUCUCUUUGCAAGGCUUUCACAAUAACUCAACAGCGACCCAGUCUCCUGCAGCCCUUGCCUCCUCAGGACUGUCUCCACCUCAGGUGUGGCACAUAGGCCAUCAUGGUGCUGACUUUAGGUAGCUGCAGACGUGACAGAUGACAUUCAGUCACCAGGACAGCUCCCUCCCGGGGUUGUUCUCUAUGACGGAACAGAGGUGGCCGCUGUACCCGACACGGGUUUUCAAGGCAUUGCUCUCUUCCGUCUUUCUCCAGCUGAAUUUUCAGACUUGUUGAGGCAUUUUACCAAUAGAAUUUGGGUAUGACCGAAAAAUCUACAAUAAAGAAUCUCAAACCACUUAAGUAGUAACCCAUCGGAUCACUAACAUUAUAAGCUAUGGAAGACACACAAACUUAAAACUAUGAACAAUUUAACUUGAAAAAGGAUACAAAAAUAUGAUUAACCUGAAGAAAAGAGAAUCCUAAGAGUCAAAAAUCCUUUCUUUUUUAGCUUGGAAUUUUCCUAUUAGCCAGUAACAAACUGCCCCAGUUUGAUAUAAGGCUGCCUGCCCCACUACAUUUCCUUAUGACAGAGUAAUGAGACUACAGUCUAUGCAGGCAACAGUGAAACUAUCAUCAGAGACUCAGGAGAAUGACUACCAGUCUUGCCUCUGAAAUGUGCCGUCUAGACUGAAAUCGGUGGGGCAGUUACGAGGAGAGGAGAUCUGAGAUCGUAGUUCUGCCGCAGUGCAUUUCCUCAGCAAGUCUGAGCACGAAUUGUUUUCUGUUCAUUUGUUGGUUUUAGAAGGAGAAAAGAAAGUGUGUUCUGUAGAGGAUUAGAAGUUUAUUACAAAUCGUCGGUAGAAUUAUAUGCUGAGAUUCAAAAACAAAAAUCAAGACAGAUAAUCAAUAUGCAUUUUUUUCUUUCCCAAGCAUCACAGAUUGUAAGGUAUUUAAGAAGAUUGUUACAUUUCCUUCGAAGUUCAAACACUA